GGCCUAUAAAUGCAAUUCGAAACAAUUUGUCUUCAACACAUACCCAAACCCUCGUCCAUAAAUACAGCUUUCGACUCCUUUCGCAAACCCUCUCUCGCUCUCUCACCGCAGCGUCUCUCUCGUUCGUAGUCUCUCUCUCUCUCCUCUCUAUCGCAAAAACCCUUUGUUGGAGAGAUCCGAGAGAUUUUUCUGCAAACAUGUUGGUGUACCAGGACCUUCUCAGUGGUGACGAGCUUCUCUCUGACUCCUUUCCCUACAAGGAGAUUGAGAAUGGUGUUCUUUGGGAGGUUGAAGGAAAGUGGGUUGUUCAAGGUGCCGUUGAUGUAGAUAUUGGUGCAAACCCAUCUGCUGAGGGUGCUGAUGCCGAUGAGGGUGUUGAUGACCAGACUGUUAAGGUUGUGGACAUCGUUGACACAUUCAGGCUUCAGGAACAACCUCCUUUUGACAAGAAGCAGUUUGUGACAUGGAUCAAGAGGUACAUUAAACUUUUGACCCCCAAGUUGGAAGGAGAGAAACAAGAGGAAUUUAAGAAGGGCAUUGAGGGUGCAACCAAGUACCUGCUCCCCAAAAUUAAAGACCUCCAGUUCUUUGUCGGUGAGAGCAUGCACGAUGAUGGAUGCUUGGUAUUCGCUUACUACAAGGAUGGAUGUGCCGACCCAACUUUCCUCUACUUUGCCCAUGGAUUGAAGGAGGUCAAGUGCUAAGAAACUGAGUUUUAGUGGCUUCAAAGUAGAAGCGGUUUGCCACCCGCCCUAUUAGUUUCAACUAUUUGCUCGUUCGUCUAUCUUACAAAGCUUUUUUGUUCUUUUAGUCCUUCGUCUGGUUUAGUUCCAAGUGUUGUGUCAGUUACUAUUUUUUAUUUAAACUCGGGUUUAUUGAAUAUGUAUUGGUGUUUUUGGUUAAAAGAGAUGAAGAUUUAUUAGCAGAACAUCUAAUUGUCUCAUAAUUAAUGGAAAUUUAUCUUUGAAGGCA
Messenger RNA from Cannabis sativa, 972 nucleotides. Its product is annotated as translationally-controlled tumor protein homolog. The transcript is spliced from 5 exons. The coding region runs from base 198 to 704 and encodes 168 amino acids. Gene Ontology annotation, cellular component: cytoplasm. The record is from RefSeq and is a predicted model, not a curated record. Lineage: Eukaryota; Viridiplantae; Streptophyta; Magnoliopsida; Rosales; Cannabaceae. Gene Ontology annotation, molecular function: calcium ion binding.